AUGUCAUCUCAUCAUGAAGUUGAAAUGGAAAGUUUGAUAUCGUCGCCUAAUCUGGUGUCAACGCCACGAUUUAUCAGCGACAUUGAUGAACUACAGAAUCCAAUCUUCGAAAUUACGUCUCCACUACAGCCGUCGCGCCAACGUCGCAUUACUAUUAAAGUGUUGCUUGAUAUUGCGCUUUUUGUGAUACUUCUAGCAACUGGCCUAUGGUUAUUUGCUAACGUCGGUCGAAGUCUCUUAUUAAAAUCGUUUGGGGAUGCAUUUCUUAUCACAGGCAUAAUGCUUGCAAUAUUAAGUAUAUGGUUAGUUUUAACAGGAGCAUCAAUGUUUCGAAAAAUCAAUCUAUUAAAACUGAUAGCUGCUCUUAUUGUACUCAUCAUUGGACUUUCUCUGAUUCUCAUGGGUAACAAAGAAAAUCGACUAGCCGUUGGUUAUGCUUUGUUCGCUACUGCAUUGCUGAUAUUGAUAACAAAAUUUUUUUUUCUCAUUGAAGAUGAACAAAUUCGGAUUGAACGUUUAGAACGAGAAUUGAAAAAAGCAAAGCAAUCAGCUGGAAUGGGUAUGGCUUUGUCUUACUUCUACAAUUUUAUUGUGCCUACAGCAGCAAAUAUACGAUCGAUGGACGAGGGACAUACACCAAUCGAUAUGGAAGUCAGUCGUGGAAAAUUCGAAGAAUAUCAGUUGACGACCGAUCAAUUGUUUGUUAUUGUACCUCGUGAUCUUGACGGUUCUGAUAUGAAGGUAUUUCUAAAAAACGUAUCAUCAUCCCCGAAUCCGUCUGUUAUACAAGGAAAACCAAAAGAACGACCAGGUAAUGAUACACAUCGUCCGAUGUUCGUGUAUUUUCUUGAAUGGGACCCAGCAAAAAAAGAAUGUAACGGUCUAUUUGAUAUUCCAACAAUAAUAUCGGCAUGCUGGGAUCGACGUAAACACGGAAAAAAUGAUCAACACGAUACGAUCAAUAUUACUGAUGAAAUAAUGAUAUUUCAAAAUCAACUUCUUUCAUUGAUUAAUGAACAUCCAAUAACAUAUGGAAAAGUACGCAUUCUGAGUUUUCCAUCACUACCGUUUCGUUUCUCGGACAUUAAAUAUGUUGUAACACAACUAGCUCAUGGUGCAGCUUUAGAAUAG
Messenger RNA from Rotaria socialis, 1131 nucleotides. Lineage: Eukaryota; Metazoa; Rotifera; Eurotatoria; Philodinida; Philodinidae. The record is from the annotation of a GenBank genome assembly.